Messenger RNA from Mya arenaria, 1488 nucleotides. RefSeq names its product rho GTPase-activating protein 19-like. Gene Ontology annotation, biological process: signal transduction; regulation of small GTPase mediated signal transduction. The record is from RefSeq and is a predicted model, not a curated record. The transcript is spliced from 7 exons. Gene Ontology annotation, molecular function: GTPase activator activity. Lineage: Eukaryota; Metazoa; Mollusca; Bivalvia; Myida; Myidae. The coding region runs from base 1 to 1488 and encodes 495 amino acids. Gene Ontology annotation, cellular component: cytoplasm.
AUGGUAUGUACACCUAAUAAGUGUUCACCUGCUUCUGAAAAGUUUACAAAAAUGAAGGAAAAGUAUCUAAUAAAAAAGUGCAACCUGAAGGCUAUGUUGAAAUCCAAAGACCUGUGUGAGAUUGAGUCCCAAAGAAGCGGGCCGACCGAGGCAGAGCGCGGGGUAGUGCGUCUCCGUGACGCCAUGCCGGAGAAGAUAGCGACGUUCUGCAAGGCACACCUUUCCAGUCUUCUCCAUAUGGACGACCACAAACUCGACGAGAUAGUUCAAACCCACGUUACCGACCAUAACGCUAACAAGAAGAAUGCCACCACAAUACUCUCUAAGAAGAAAGAGCGCAGCGCUAGCUCGACCGCGUUAUCGAAGGAAUUGGUGUACGCCAUGAGUAAGUUUGUGGACUACCUCUCCCAAUCAGAAAACCUCAAGACCGAGGGCAUCUUCCGCAAGACUGGCAACGUGGCCCGCCAAAGACUUCUCAAGGGUUUGGUUCUUGGAAAUACUGGUGACUUCAACCUGAACGAUAACACGUUCUCCCCCCACGACGUGGCCACCGUCCUCAAGCAGAUCCUCUCUGAGAUGCCCGACCCUCUGCUCACUCACAAACAUUACGAGGCUCACCUCAAAAUAGCUGACAUGACCAAGUUGUGUGUUUCGGAGCAACAGAAAAAGCACGCACUGGAGAAGCAAAUCAAGUCCCUUCAGAUGCUGAUGUUGCUGCUGCCCCAGGAAAACGCCGCAUUCCUCGAGACCCUCCUAAAGCUGCUGCACCGCACCGCAAGCUGCCCAGAGAACAAGAUGACCGCCACAUCCCUCGGUGUCGUAUUCGCACCUAGCAUCGUCUGUCCCCGAAAGCUUUCCGCCGAGGGCCUUCAGAGCGCCUCUGGAACCCUGAGCAACGCCGUCACGCUGAUGAUCGAGAAUACGGAUUCAAUCUUCAAAGUCCCCCGCGAGAUUGCAGCCGACGUAGCUAACUUCUGGCAGGAGAGGGAGAACCCGAGCAUGGAGCUGCUCGCCGCUCAGGACUGCAACGAGGAGGACCGCGCAAAUAUACAGAAGGCGAAGAACCGCAGCUCGAGCGCCGUGAACACCGUCUACAUGUUCGCGGAGAGAAAGUCGCCUGAGGAGUACAAAUGCGCACAGGACACAAAGACUGUCCUGUCUCAGCUGAUUGCCCAUGUCCAUUCUGCAAAGAAACUCCUUAAACCUUUAAACCGUGUCGGCAAUGUGCAAAAGAGCAACAAGAAGGGAAACCAUUCGCGCAGUAGGUCCUUCGGCGAAUCAAUAAAGAAGCACCUCCCCCUGCUGUCGAAUGUCAAGUUACAUAACCUGCGCGACGACGAAGAAUUGAAGUUAAGCGUGACUUCCCCUGUCAUCACCGAAAACAGCGUCGCCAACAUCACAUACUUAAAUACCCCAUACAAUAAAUACACACCCGUCCUGCGUCACAGUCAAGCUGUCCACAUCGUCGACCUUGGUGCAUCUACAUGA